AUGUACAAGUUUGCGGACUACUUCCAGCAGGGUGACACGGAGUCUACCAGCAAGUUCAUUACCAAGGGCGGCAAACGCGUCGACUAUCAGACUAGUGGCACAAAGCUCGUUCCGACGGACUUCCUCGCCCCCGUGACGUCGCACAACCCGCUCCGCGGCUCUCUGCACCACUGCAUCCUGCUCAGCUACUACUUCGCGCGGCCCGAGGCGCUUGCGUUCAGCAAGACCGAGGAGCAGGUGCGCCAGGUGGGCCCAAGAGCGAGCGAGGCGCUCGUGAAGGGCAAGGUUUUCGAGGGCAACCGGCCAAGCAACAGCAUCCUCUUCCCGCUACUCACGCCCGCGACGCUCGGCUCACUCAUCGCGCUCUACGAGCACAAGAUCUUCACGCAGGGCGUCAUCCGGGGUAUCAACAUGGUCGGUGCGUGCCUCCUUGGGUGGGUGGGUGUAUAUAUGCGCGUUUGCUGA
Molecule: messenger RNA, 465 nt
Organism: Heterobasidion irregulare TC 32-1
Lineage: Eukaryota; Fungi; Basidiomycota; Agaricomycetes; Russulales; Bondarzewiaceae
Exons: 3
Coding region: 1-465 (154 amino acids)
Biological process (GO): glycolytic process; glucose 6-phosphate metabolic process; gluconeogenesis
Cellular component (GO): cytosol
Molecular function (GO): monosaccharide binding; glucose-6-phosphate isomerase activity; carbohydrate derivative binding
Source: RefSeq, a predicted model, not a curated record